Messenger RNA from Alosa alosa (allis shad), 827 nucleotides. RefSeq names its product BLOC-1 related complex subunit 7 (gene borcs7). Lineage: Eukaryota; Metazoa; Chordata; Actinopteri; Clupeiformes; Clupeidae. The record is from RefSeq and is a predicted model, not a curated record. Bases 24 to 335 code for a protein of 103 amino acids. Gene Ontology annotation, cellular component: BORC complex. The transcript is spliced from 5 exons.
UACGCCGUAGCUGUAGAUCAGUCAUGGCGUCCUCAGAUUCUCAACCCCGCUUUGGUCAAUCCGUUAAAGGCCUUUUAUCGGAUAAAGUAGGGUCUUGCAGUGGAGAUGUUAUCGCCCUCACUCGUCAGGUUUUGAAGGGAUCACGCAGUCAAGAGCUUCUCAGCCAAGCGGCUAGAAAUAUGGUCAUUCAAGAGGAUGCAAUUCUGCAUUCGGAAGAUAGUCUUAGAAAGAUGUCCAUCAUAACCACUCACCUACAGUACCAACAGGAGGCCAUUCAGAAAAAUGUGGAAAACUCAAGAAAUCUCCAGGACCAACUCAAACACCUAUUAAAAUGAACUUGGAAACUAAAAGAAAAUGUCUUUUACACUGUUGGGAAUGUCCUAUUCAGCUAUGAGAAUUAUGUAUGUGUUGCUGCAUACACCUUUUGCACUGCAGGCCAGCCUACACUUACACUUGUGUUUUGACAACAAUGAUGGCUUUGUAUGUAUACUGUUUACCCUGAGACAUUGAGAUGUAUGAAGUUUGCCUUGUCAGAUCAUAAGCCCUUCCCUGGGAAGUCAUUACAGGUACUUUCUUGCCAUUCGAUUUGUAUUUAUCAUUAUCAUUACCGCCAAAUGUUUACACAAUUCAUGACUUGAAUUUCCAGGGUGUAAAUAUGAUCUUGUUUCCCAAUUAUAUGUGAGGAGUAAUAUCUUGCUUUUCCCACAAUAUUUAUUUCUAAGUUUUAGCAUUUGCCUUUUAAAGUAUUCAUUUUCAUUUCAGCCAGUUAUUGACCGUUGCAAAUGUCAAUACUGAGCUAUAAUUGAAAUAAAAUAAAAUAAAAUACA